ACACUCAAACCCCAAUACAAAAAAUACAAUAAAAAAACAAUAACUAAUUAAUACAAAAAUAUAAAAAACAAAUAAAGACGAAACCAUGAAGAGGGUUCAUGUGGACAACUAUACGCCCAAGUACUACAGCGGCAAGUGGUCCUGGGACACGGAAAAGGACAGCCUCCACUUUGAACCCCACAAUGAUCUGGAGGACGCCAGGGAACGGUAUAUCACCACGAAUGGCUACAAGUUCCUGCGCACUAUUGACCAGGAGGAGGAGCUCAUCUUCCGGCAGGCCUACAUCCGUGAUAGCAGCACCUAUGAUUUUGAUACUGUGGUUAUCAACGACAUCCGUGACUUGGUGCUCUUCCUAAUGCCAAGCGAGUUGCUCACACCCCGCUUCGUGGAGUUCAUGCACCGUCCGCCGGUCCAUCGGCUCAUGCAUGCCCUCAUCAUUUACUUUGAGUACUUCCUGCGCAUGGUGGAGUUCGUCCUGGUGCGACGCGAUGAAUUGGCAGGCCAGAUCCAGAGCGAGCAGACCAUCGAGAUGAAGAAGACCUUCUCCAUCUACCUCAGCCAGUACAGGAUUCUGGUGGCGCGCAACUACAGCGUGAUUUUGAAGGGCGAAGGCGACAUGGCCCAUUAUUACCACCUUAAGGAGAUCGUCAACAUCUCGGACAUGGCUCGCGACAAGGUCUUCUAUGAGCAAUUCCUGGCCGUAAUGAUCCAGAUUGUUUGGAUUUCCAUGCAUCGACGUGCUUACUAUGUCAUCGAAUUGGAGAUGAACCGACUCUUUCGAUCCGAUCACUUUGUGAUGAACCGGCCGGAGUAUCUCAAGUUCACGCCGGCGGAACGGAGUCUGCUCUAUGGAAAGAAUUACAAGAUUGUGAACUAUCGGGCUCAGAUAUCGCCGCUUAUCCAGGAAUUGCAGCACGUGGCCGAAGAGGACAUGCCCAUUCUGUGGAUCGGGGAACGGAAGUACCGAGGCACCGAUCGCCGCAUAGCAGAGAUUGAGCUGGAGUACAUCGUCCCCGGUCCACAGCUGCGUAUGAUCGAUGUGGCUCAUGGUAUCCUUGGACAUCCCAAGGCUCUAUAUAAUACCAUCCUGGAUUUGGACUGGCCCACCGUUCGGUACUCGAACUUCUCCCCCCAGUUCGAUCCAUACAAUAUCGUUCGACAGCCAUACUUGGAGAUACCUAAAAUGGAUGCACUCAAGAUGCGAAAGAUGAGCGAACACUACGAGCACUUCUUCAAGGUAUACCGCAUCUAUGAGCCUCACAGCAUGGCAAUUCUACGAAAGUGGCUCAAACGGGACAAGUUGAUUCAGUUCUAUCGCUCCGGCGGAUUGCUGCUCACCAACAUCGUGUCCAGGUGCGAGAAGGAGAUGAACGAUACGACUCCUGGUCUCACGGUGGACCAAAUUAUUGCCAACUACUUUAAGGUUAUGUACAGGCUCCGCAAGGGAUCACCCUACGCCGAGGACCUGGUCAGUAUUACGUCUUCCCGCGUUGGAAGCCUUGUUCAGCAAAGACACAAAAAGGGUCAGCUCGAAUACUACUUCGAUUAAGUUAUUGGAACUUCUGUUUGGAAAUAUUUCAAAAUUAUUGUUAACAACAAGCUGCAGUACUUGGGAACUCCUAAAUAAAAAUAUUCAGAAUUUAAAAUUACAA
This is a messenger RNA of Drosophila serrata, 1652 nucleotides long. Its product is annotated as protein phosphatase 1 regulatory subunit 36-like. The record is from RefSeq and is a predicted model, not a curated record. NCBI's taxonomy places the organism in Eukaryota, Metazoa, Arthropoda, Insecta, Diptera, Drosophilidae. Gene Ontology annotation, biological process: negative regulation of phosphatase activity. Gene Ontology annotation, molecular function: phosphatase binding.